Molecule: messenger RNA, 1332 nt
Organism: Penicillium coprophilum
Lineage: Eukaryota; Fungi; Ascomycota; Eurotiomycetes; Eurotiales; Aspergillaceae
Product: indoleamine 2,3-dioxygenase
Exons: 2
Coding region: 1-1332 (443 amino acids)
Biological process (GO): 'de novo' NAD+ biosynthetic process from L-tryptophan
Cellular component (GO): cytoplasm
Molecular function (GO): indoleamine 2,3-dioxygenase activity; heme binding; metal ion binding
Source: RefSeq, a predicted model, not a curated record
AUGUUGCAAUCAACGGAUGCUGAUCUGAAUGAUCUUUUCAAAAAUUAUGCUGAGCAAGGCUUUCUCCAAGAUUCUCUUCCAUUGGUCAGACUUUCAAAUCCCUAUUACAAGACUUGGGAGGAUAUAGCCUGCCAACUCCCGAACCUCAUUCAAACGAGCCAGAUCCGUGGUAAAAUCGAUGACAUGGCCGUUUACACGACCGAGAAUCUUCAAACAGAACCAGAGUGGCGGCGCGCUUGUGUUAUUAUGGGAUAUUUUGCUCAUGCCUAUAUCUGGGGGGAGAGAUCCCGAAAGAUGCAAGCAUCCACCAACCUUUCCUAUUCGUUCAAGGAUUCCCUGACAUCCAGACAACAGAGACUUCCCCCCUCAAUCUCAAAGCCCUUCCUUGAGAUAUCAGCACAUCUGGAACUCCCUCCCUGUGCCACCUACGCUGGCCUCACACUAUGGAACUUCAUACCUUCGAACCCAGAAGCAGACAUCACAGACCCGGACAACCUCCACGUUCAGACCUCUUUCACCGGCACAAAAGACGAGGAAUGGUUCAUGGUUAUCUCCGUUGCCGUUGAAGCCAAAGGCAUCAAGCUCAUCUCGCUGAUGCGGGACGCUUUCAAGGCAGUUGCGGCCAACGACGUGGACCUGCUCACUGCGCUCUUGUGCAGGUUUGCCGACGGUCUAUGCGACCUCACAUUGACUCUGAAAAGGAUGUACGAGCACAACAAGCCCUCUGUCUUCUUCCACCAGCUUCGGCCGUUCCUGGCAGGUAGCAAGAAUAUGGCCCAUGCUGGUCUACCCAACGGUGUGUACUAUGAUGUUGGUGAUAGUGAUGGUGUGGAAAGACCAGAGCACUGGCUCCAGUUGAGUGGUGGGAGCAAUGCACAAAGUUCGCUGAUCCAGGCACUUGAUAUUUUCCUUGGGAUCAAACACUCUGCAACGGAUGGGAAGCAAACUAGUGGCCCGAGUUUCAUUCAGCAAAUGCGACACUAUAUGCCUGGUCCGCAUAGACGCUUCCUUGAAGAUCUGUCGGCUCGAUCCAAUGUUCGCUCGUUCAUACUGGACUCGCCGGUUCAACCGCUCAAAGAUGCAUACAAUGCAGCUGUGAAUGAGCUCAAGUCCUUCCGCGAUACGCAUAUCCAGAUGGUCACUCGAUACAUUGUCAUGGCGUCGAGACAGCCUAAUCCAGCUGAGCAGGCUAAGGGCAGAAUGAAUCUAGCCACGGCUAGCUCUCAGAUGAAAGAAACAGGCACGAAAACCAAGCUUGCUGGUACGGGUGGCACGGACUUGAUACCCUUCCUAAAAAGAACCAGAGAUACGGUUCAAGAUGCGAAGUGCUAG